AUGUACAACGUUGAUCAUCGUUCGGCCGACCUGUGGCGAGAAAUUGAAUUAGGGCGCAAUACAUUCGCACCUUGUUAUGUUGGGUUGAAUCUCACGAUGCCCGUGCUGGGGAACGUGGUCGACAUCGGUGGAGCCGACCCGUUGGACCGUUGGAGCGCAAUGAAUGUCUCUGUCGGCGCCGACUAUCGCUCAGUGCCCGUCAAGUAA
This is a messenger RNA of Penicillium alfredii, 207 nucleotides long. RefSeq lists its product as uncharacterized. The record is from RefSeq and is a predicted model, not a curated record. The transcript has a single exon. Bases 1 to 207 code for a protein of 68 amino acids. Lineage: Eukaryota; Fungi; Ascomycota; Eurotiomycetes; Eurotiales; Aspergillaceae.